Molecule: messenger RNA, 351 nt
Organism: Humulus lupulus (European hop)
Lineage: Eukaryota; Viridiplantae; Streptophyta; Magnoliopsida; Rosales; Cannabaceae
Exons: 2
Coding region: 1-351 (116 amino acids)
Molecular function (GO): zinc ion binding
Source: RefSeq, a predicted model, not a curated record
AUGACUCAACCUGUGGGGAAGAGAAUUUUGAAGAUAAUUGAGAAGCAAAAAGAGGUUGCAAAGCAUUGUCUGGUUACUAGGUCUGACAAGUUUCAGUUUCAGGUUCAAUGCAGCAAUGGUAGUGCCUUGGUUGUCGAUUUGGAAUUCAGAACUUGUACAUGUAGGAGGUUUCAACUAUCUGGGCUUCCUUGUGGCCAUGCACUAGCUAUUAUCUGGUUCAUGGGAGAUAUGUGGCCUCAGACAGGACUCAACCCAAUUGAUCCACCACCUGAGACGAAGCUGCCUGGAAGACCUAAGAAAGCUAGGAGAAGGGAGACAGAUGAACCUCCACCUGCUUUAAAGAAAGCUUGA